Trematosphaeria pertusa is the source of this 957-nucleotide messenger RNA. RefSeq lists its product as uncharacterized. The record is from RefSeq and is a predicted model, not a curated record. The transcript has 3 exons. NCBI's taxonomy places the organism in Eukaryota, Fungi, Ascomycota, Dothideomycetes, Pleosporales, Trematosphaeriaceae. The annotation marks the transcript as partial.
GGCGGCUCUGACCACAUCUCCUUCACCCUCCAAGCCCACGGCAAGGCAAGCGGGCCCAUUGGACAGCUCGACGAUGGCCAGAACAGGGUCGGCGGCGGCCUACCUAUGGGCCAGUACACGCUCAAGUACGGCUCGAAGGGUGGUGAGAUCGUCGACGGGAAGAACCGCGGAUGCAUCCUCACGCCGCCCACGACGCAGUUCCAGUGCGACCAGGGUGUUGGAGGUACUCCCGGCUUCGACAUCAGCUGCGACAAGAAGCUCCUCUACCAUGGCUCGCCCGAGUUCUCCGCCUGUCCCGUCAACGACCACGGCGAGUGGAACGUGUAUACGAAGCCAGCGCCUGGCCAGAAGAAGUGCAUCUCCAUCACACUGACCGCUCACGGGGACUUUCCAUCACCUCCUUCCUGCAACAAGCCAGCCCCGAAGCCAGCAACGCCAGCCGCGAAACCGUGCAAAUACAAAAUGCCUGAAGCGUGCCCGACCGAUCUGGAUGGCGAGUACGAAUUCCCGCAUCUGAUCAUCCCCGUCGACCAGGCGCAGCCCGAAAAGGCAUUCGGCAACCAGUUCAACGGCACCAUCACGGACAGCGUGUGCACGGCAUACAACUUCGACGUGCACCCGCGCUUCGCCGGCAAGGCCUGCUCGCUCGUCUUCCUCUUCCCGGAACAGCAGGAUCUCGAGACGUCUGCCUACGACUUCUCCGGCUCCGAUUCUAGCACGCUUGGGGUUUUCAUUCUGCACAAGCCAGUGGAGCAUAAUACGACAUGGAGCACUCUUCCCCGGAAGACGUUGGUCGCUAAGGAGCGCAUUUACCCCGGCAAGAAGAUGAACAUAAUCCAGAAGGAGUGCCCUGCGGGGUUGAGGGUGGGGGUCAUGCUGUGCGGGAAGGGCUUUUCACUCGAGUACUUCCAGGACUUCAACCCCAGCCCCAUCGGCCUGUACAUCCGGGCCUGCUAG